UAGUAGCCAUGAGACGAACGCUCUACUGCCUGGUUCUAACCUUCCUAUUAGCUUUUGGUGAAGCUGCAGUUAGAGUCCGUCGCGGUGGGGAACACAACGGCGGAGAGCACGACAGCGAGCAGAGUGGUGUCAGGGGCGGCGGGGGAGGCGGAGGCUUCGGGUUCGGCGGUGGCAGUGGAGGAGGGUUCGGUUUCGGCGGCGGUAGUGGAGGUGGGGGCGGCGGAGGCGGAGGUGGAGGAGGUGGAAGUAGCGGUUCGGGCGGUGGUUUCGGCGGUGGCUUUGGCGGUGAUUUCAGAGAUGGACUUGAGGAUAUCAAGAAAGGCUUUAAUGGUAUCAUUGGUAAAUUUGCAAACGGCGGAACUGGAAAAAAUGAAAAAAUUAUAACAACUAAAUCGGACGAUGGAAAGUCCGGAGGUUUUGCCUUCACCGGAUCUUUAGACGAAGGAAAAGGUGGAUAUGGCGGCGGUGGUGGAUACAGUAGCGGUGGGGACAGCGCCGUAUUCGGAGUUGGGUCAGAAAUUAGCAGCGGGGGUUCGCAAGGAUCUGGAAGCGGAUCAGGCAGCGAACAAGGCAAAGGAGCCGGUAACGGCUCUGGAAGCGGAUCAGGCAGCGGACAAGGCAAAGGAGCCGGUAAUGGCUCUGGAAGCGGAUCAGGCAGCGGACAAGGUAAAGGAGCCGGUAACGGCUCUGGAAGCGGAUCAGGCAGUGGACAAGGCAAAGGAGCCGGCAAUGGCUCUGGCAGUGGUUCUAGCGGUGGACAAGGCAACGGAGCCGGUAACGGCUCUGGAAGCGGAUCAGGCAGCGGACAAGGCAAGGGAGCCGGCAAUGGCUCUGGCAGUGGUUCUAGCGGCGGACAAGGCAACGGAGCCGGUCACGGAUCUGAAAGUGGUAUCGGUAGUGGACGAGGCAACGGCGCUGGUCACGGCUCUGGCAGUGGAAUCGGUGGUGGUCAAGGCAACGGCGCCGGUCAUAGCUCUAGCAGUGGAAUCGGUGGUGGACAAGGUAACGGCGCCGGUCAUAGCUCUAGCAGUGGAAUCGGUGGUGGACAAGAUAACGGCGCCGGUCAUAGCUCUAGCAGUGGAAUCGGUGGUGGACAAGGUAACGGCGCCGGUCAUAGCUCUGGCAAUGGUAUCGAUGGUGGACGAGGCAACGGCGGCGGUCAAGGCUCUGGCAGUGGUUCUAGCGGCGGACAAGGCAACGGAGCCGGUCACGAAUCUGAAAGUGGUAUCGGUGGUGGACGAGGCAACGGCGGCGGUCAAGGCUCUGGCAGUGGUUCUAGCGGCGGGCAAGGCAACGGAGCCGGUCACGAAUCUGAAAGUGGUAUCGGUGGUGGACAAGGCAACGGCGCCGGUCACGGCUCUGGCAGUGGUUCUAGCGGCGGACAAGGCAACGGAGCCGGUCAUAGCUCUGGCAGUGGAAUCGGUGGUGGCCAAGGCAACGGAGCCGGUCAUAGCUCUGGCAGUGGAAUCGGUGGUGGCCAAGGCAACGGAGCCGGUCAUGGAUCCGGAAGUGGUAUUGGUGGUGGACGAGGGAAUGGUUCAGGUAGUGGACAAAGCAAUGGUGAAGGAAAUGGGUCUGGAGCAGGUAAAGGCAGCGGACAAAAUAUAGGAGGUGUUAGCGGAUAUGGCAGUGGAGCCAAUGAUUUUAGCAGUGGACAGGAUGGAAACUCUGGCAAGAGGCAUGGUGGUAGCUCUGGCAGUGGUCAAGGCGGUAGCUCUGGCAGUGGGCAUGGUGGUUCCGCUGGACAUGGUGGGGUUGGCGGUCACUACGGAGCUGGAAGCCAGGCUGACGCACACGCACAAGCUAUCAGCAUCGCUUCUGGCGCUUACGGUGACGGCGCGGGACCGCACAGUGGUUCGCUUUGUUGUGGGGAAAGCUCCCAUCCCGGAGCUUCCGGCGCUGCGAGCGCACAUGCCUCAGCAUCUGCGAGCGCCUCCAGCUAUUCGUAAAAAUUUUUUAUGCCAUA
Molecule: messenger RNA, 1966 nt
Organism: Papilio machaon (common yellow swallowtail)
Lineage: Eukaryota; Metazoa; Arthropoda; Insecta; Lepidoptera; Papilionidae
Product: glycine-rich cell wall structural protein-like
Exons: 2
Coding region: 9-1949 (646 amino acids)
Source: RefSeq, a predicted model, not a curated record